This is a messenger RNA of Solanum pennellii, 636 nucleotides long. RefSeq lists its product as uncharacterized. The record is from RefSeq and is a predicted model, not a curated record. NCBI's taxonomy places the organism in Eukaryota, Viridiplantae, Streptophyta, Magnoliopsida, Solanales, Solanaceae. The coding region runs from base 1 to 636 and encodes 211 amino acids. The transcript is spliced from 3 exons.
AUGUCGAAUUUAUCCAAACUUGAAUUUGUGGCAUUAGAUAUUUCUGGAAAGAAUCUUUUAUGGGUACUCGAUGUUGAGAUUCACUUAGCUGCUAAAGGUCUUGAUGCCACCAUUACUCAGAAAAAUGAAGCAUCGAGCCAAGAUAAGACGAAGGCAAUGAUUUUCCUUCGUCAUCAUCUUGAUGAGGGCCAGAAAAUUGAAUAUCUGAUGCAGCAAUAUUGUGAAAAGGAUUUUCAGAAAUACUUUGAACUGAUCUCAUGUCAUCUGAUGGAUGAGCAACAUAAGACUCUUUCAAUGAAAAAUCAUGAAGCUCGUCCCACUGGAACUGCUUCAUUACCGGAAACAAAUGUGGUGGAAGCACGUGAUCAAUCUGAAGUAAAAAGAGUUGAUCAUCGGGCCAAUAAUAAUGCACAGGGACGUGGCAAAGAUAAGAGGAAAGAAAAUAAAAAUGGUGUUCCUCUUCCAAAUGCUCAAGCUGAGUCACAUAUGACUCUUAAAGAUGAUGAUAAGCCGAGAACAUCUAAUAAAUAUGAUAAAGAUGUUGAAGCAAAUUUGGCUUUAAAGGAUGAUGUUUUUUAUGGCUUUGGUGACAUUACUCAUACGCAAGUUGAUGACUUCUUUGGAGAUCGAAACUGA